CCCACCUCUAGGGUUUAAUAUUUCAACAGUGUUGAGAGUUGAGUUCCUCUGAAAAAGCUGCCUCUCUCCAGUUUUCCCCCGAAUGCCAACCUACUUCCUCGCAAACUCACGGCAGCAGGUGUUAGAAUUGCAUCAAGGUCAAACUCUGCCACCAUGUAUCUCAACUCUCCAGGAACCGAGAAUGUGUGCAUGUCUUUAAACUUCAUGGGGAAGAAACUCCGCAACCACACCGUCGCUCCAGCUACAAAACCACGUGCUUGGGAGACGACCACCCUGUCUACUUACACGGAUGAAACAGUAGGCCGUGCCAACCUGGUCCGAACGCGUGCUGUUAUGCCCGCUAUGGAGGAUCUGCCGGGCAGCGUGCCAGACCUGAGGGCAGACACCUGGCCGUGCCGGCCAUGUGCCGUACACAACACUCACCUGGACCAGGACGGAGACACAGGUAAAAUCCGAGUAUUCUGUCGGAUCAGGCCCAUGAGCCGAACCGAGACAGCAAGAGGGGAUUCCACCAUCGUGUCUCGGCUGGAUGAAUAUUCCAUCACCGUGGAAACGGCUCGUGGACAACGAGAGUUCCAGUUUGACCGGAUCUUUGACACAAAAUGUUCUCAGGAAGAGGUGUUUCAAGACACAAAUAGUUUUCUUUACCCCAGACUGAUUCAGUCAGCCAUUGAUGGCUUCAAUGUGUGCAUCUUUGCCUAUGGCCAGACUGGUUCGGGGAAAACCUUUACAAUGGUUGGAGGUAAAAAUCUGAAGAACCCAGGCAUCAUCCCCAGAACAUUUAAUACGAUUUUUGACAUCAUUCAUGAAAAUGAGGCGAAGUUUGACAUCAAGGUUUCUGCCUACAUGAUGGAGCUGUAUAAUGACCGCCUACAAGACCUCUUUGUGAGUCCUGCCGAGGCUUUCGCCAAACGAAUUGAAAUGAAGAAGGACAAAAAGGGGCUUGUCUUUGCCCAGGGAGCAGAGACAAAGGAGGCUGCCAGCGCCAGCGAGCUCUUUGCACUGUUCGAACAGGGCUGCGCAAACCGCCAUAUCGCCGCCACCAAGAUGAACGUGGAGAGCUCACGCUCACACCUGAUCAUCGGCAUAAUGAUGGAGAGCAGGAAUCUGACCAAUGGCAGCGUCUGCUACGGGAAGCUCAGCCUGGUGGACCUGGCGGGGAGCGAACGGGCGGCUAAGACGGGAGCAAAAGACAGCCAGCUAAAGGAGGCCAACUCCAUCAACAAGUCUCUGAGCGCCCUUGGAGACGUCAUCUCGGCCCUGUCCUCGGAGCAGCAGCACGUCCCCUACCGCAACAACAAGCUGACACAGGCCAUGCAGGACUCACUGGGGGGGAACGCCAAAACACUCAUGUUUGUUAACAUCUCCCCCUCCGACUGCAACGUGGAAGAAACACUCACUUCACUUAUGUAUGCUACCCGGGUGAAAGCGAUCACUAACAAUGCACAGAGGAACAUGGACAGUAAAGAAAUCGCACAGUUGAAAGAGAUGAUCGUUAAACUCCGAUCUGGACAGCCUGUAGAGGAAGAAGAGGUGUAAAAAUCCUGCUUAAGAAACAAAACAUGCAUACCCACAAACAGACACAAACAUACACAUGCAUACCCACA
Clupea harengus (Atlantic herring) is the source of this 1607-nucleotide messenger RNA. RefSeq names its product kinesin-like protein KIN-14E (gene kifl). The record is from RefSeq and is a predicted model, not a curated record. Lineage: Eukaryota; Metazoa; Chordata; Actinopteri; Clupeiformes; Clupeidae. Bases 154 to 1539 code for a protein of 461 amino acids. Gene Ontology annotation, molecular function: ATP binding; microtubule motor activity; microtubule binding. The transcript is spliced from 10 exons. Gene Ontology annotation, biological process: microtubule-based movement.